This is a messenger RNA of Cercospora beticola, 2100 nucleotides long. RefSeq names its product Zn(II)2Cys6 transcription factor. Gene Ontology annotation, biological process: DNA-templated transcription; positive regulation of transcription by RNA polymerase II. Lineage: Eukaryota; Fungi; Ascomycota; Dothideomycetes; Mycosphaerellales; Mycosphaerellaceae. The record is from RefSeq and is a predicted model, not a curated record. Gene Ontology annotation, cellular component: nucleus. Gene Ontology annotation, molecular function: DNA-binding transcription factor activity, RNA polymerase II-specific; sequence-specific DNA binding; zinc ion binding.
AUGGCAUCUCCUACAGUGUUCGGUGACGCCUCUCCGGUGCAGCAGCAUCGCUCUUCGGAAGCGCGAGACACGAAGCGGCAGAAGGUCACUCGAGCGUGUGACAACUGCAAGUCUCGCAAAAGAAGAUGCACUGGAGAGCUGCCUUGUUAUACGUGCCAUGCGAACGGAGCUCAAUGUACCUAUCGUUCCCGAUAUACUCGUGGCCGACUGGUUGCUCCUCAGCCAGCUAAUUACCGCGGAAGCAGUUCAAGCAAUAUCACGUUGACCCCCACGCAUCAGCAGCAGGGCAACGCGGAUAUCGCCUUUGGUCAGACACACAGCGAACCACCAGGGAACUUCCUAGGCACCCCGAGUUCAUCUCAUCAAGCUUCUCCCGAGGUGACGAACACUUCCGUUGGCCACUAUGCAGGCACCAUCAGUCCUCACGUGUUUCUGCGACGGACGUUGCAAAGACUCCAGGACGAUGAAGCUGGCGUCAAUUCGACGCCCGCUCUCGACGGAUCGUCUACAUCUAUGUCCAUCUUUGCACACGGAGAUAGACCGGCACCUGCAGUGGAUCAUAGUGCAUCGACACUGCCGUCUUACCAGUCCACAUCGACCCUCCUCCAACAUUAUUUCGAUCUUUCAAUGCCCACAAUAAGAUUUCUACAUCGCGGUACAGUUGAAACUUGGCUGGAUGCCUAUCACGAUGCGGAAUCCAGAGGCGGAAGCGCUGGCCAGCGAUAUCCCGCCCGCGAAGCUGUAGUACUUGUGGUCAUAGCUACAGCUCGCCUGUUGAACGUGGAUGGCGGCAAAGAAAUUCUCGACGCUGAUGAGACUUCUUGGCACGAAGCUGAGCAUCUGUACCAGAUGGCGCAGAGAAGGCUGCAAUCAGAAACGGGUCGUUGCAAGCUAGAGAGUGUUCAAGCUCGGCUUGCCUCUUGUUUGUACCUGUUGCAAACCUCCCGACCAAUGCGAUGCAAGUGGUAUAUGCUAGGGACGACAGUACAGCUGCUAUUCAGUCUGGGUCUCCACAGGUCUGACAACAGCAAGUCAGAUGCAAUUAUUCGAGAGUGUCGCAAACGCGCCUUCUGGGCCUGUUCUACCCUCGACACCUACCUUUCGGUCAUCAUGGGAGUUCCGGCUCUCAUCAAUUUAGAAGAAGUCGACCAGGUGCUACCAGAGGCGAUAGACGAUGGUUGCCUUGCUGCGACGGGUGUGACUUUUGAUCAAAACAGAAGAGAUAGUAUCAUUCAGGCAUCGAUUUCGCAUGCCUGGAUCAUGCGUAUCGUGAAGAGAGCCGCCCGCGAACAGUAUCUAAAGGAACGGAAACGCGGUGCAUAUGAUCUGGAAACUGCCGCAAGAUACAACGCUGAAGUGGAUGCUUGGCAAUCGUCGCUGCCUGCCGUGCUCUCGGGCGCAAUACACCCAUCCAGUUUGGUUGCCACAUUUCGUCGGCAGCUGACUGUGAUAACACUUGCACACGCUCAUGCGCAGAUGCUCAUUAACCGACCAUCUUUGCUCGUCGAUUCAUCCCGGUCCACACUGAGAGACGCUCAAGUCCAAUUAAGUCUCCAGGCAGCUGAGAAGGCGUUGGACACUGUUCUAACAACAUCGUUUACCAAGCACAUCUUCCAAGCAUUCUGGCACACACAAUUUGUGUCAUUCAAUGCCAUAUCGAUCAUCUAUGUCUGGUUUGUGCAGCGCAAACACGGGCGCUUGCCGCCGUUGAGCACACCACUCAAGGAGUCCCAACUCUUCGAGCUUGCCCAGUCCGUUCAGCAGCAUUUGGCAGAAGCAACCAAAUCCAAUGCUCCCAGCCUCCGCUACAACAUCGUGCUCGAAGAAUUGCAGCAAGAGGCGCAACGCCCAGUGGCUGAACACAGACAAACACCGCCGGCAUCUAUCCCAUCACAGCAGAACCCAGCUCUGACCAGCCACUUCGGAGGUUCAAUGGCAGACCCGAACAGCCUUGCCGAUGUGGACCGAGUACUGCAGUCGGUCGAGGCUACGAUGCCUGUUGCGUCGCUGGAUACAUACAGCAGCGAUUUCGCCCUCGAUCCGAAUCUGUGGCUGACACUGGAUUCCUUUCCUUUUACUAGCCUCGAGCUGCUCGAUUGA